Messenger RNA from Dermacentor andersoni, 1927 nucleotides. Its product is annotated as acetylcholinesterase-like. Gene Ontology annotation, cellular component: plasma membrane. The record is from RefSeq and is a predicted model, not a curated record. Gene Ontology annotation, biological process: acetylcholine catabolic process; choline metabolic process. Gene Ontology annotation, molecular function: acetylcholinesterase activity. NCBI's taxonomy places the organism in Eukaryota, Metazoa, Arthropoda, Arachnida, Ixodida, Ixodidae.
UGCGUUGCUAGUUGCUCGUAUUUAUUGUGGUUUAGUCUGCCAUGGUAACUUCCUAUAUUUCCUGACUAUAGCCAAAUUCUUGCUUUAUCAGGUUUUAUCUCUAUUUUUUGUUUGUUGAUUAUUUUUUGUUUCUAUUCGCUUCCUAGCUCCCGAUUCUUGGUAUGCACCCGAAAGUGGGCUCGUUCCAUAUCUUAGGAUUAUAAUGCUCAUCAGCCACGCAUCGCGCGCAAGCGUCAGAAGAGAAGAAGUUGGCAAGUGGCCAUGGCUGCCACGAAGACCGCCUCUAGCUGCGGAUACCAGACGAGCCGUCAACCACACACGACCAACGUUGUCGAUCCACGCUCGGCGACCACAGCGUCCCCCACUGAAGGGUCCAAGAGCGGCCUCUUCUCGGGUGCCACUUGUGCCUCUUCCAUGCGAACUGGCGGCGGGUCUCCGCAGGAGCGCAGCUUCUGGAGUGCCUACUCCUCCAUCGUCCUUCACCUGAACUCCACGUGUUUCGUGAGUGCCGCGGACGUGGCUUGUGCCUUGGCCACUAUCCUGGUGGUAGGGGUGCUCAUCGUCGCACUGGUGGUUCUCACAGACAGAGGCAGUCAUGAUCCGCGCAAGCAAAAAAUAGAAGUCGUCAUCCGCGGCCCCUUUGGCGUCCUGCGCGGGAUCGUGCAGCCAGUGACCGGCCGAAAUUUCUCUUACUCUUUCUUCGGCGUUCCUUUUGCCCAGCCGCUCAGUGAAACCAAGCGUUUUAGGCCAUCCCAACUACAGGUCGUCCGGAAGGCCCUGCCGAGCAGUACCUCAGAUACAAACGUACCGAUAUUCGGCAGGCACGUGUUCAAUGCGUCCUAUCCGCGGCCUGCCUGCAUCCAGUCGCUGCCACUCGAUGUCGAGCGUGCCGUUUCCGAGGACUGCCUUCACCUGAACAUCUGGACGCCGUACCCUAACUGCACUGAACGUAACCUGCCCGUGUGUGCCCACCGCUCGGUGCUUUUUUUCGUGCAUGGCGACAACUUUCAAGAAGGCGGAAACAAUGACCGCCUUCUGGACGGUCGAUACCUGGCUGUUAUGGGAGACGUUGUUGUGGUGGCGCCAAACUACCGACUCGGUGUCCUCGGUUUCCUAACGGAUGGCACCGACGACGCUCCGGGAAACGCGGGCCUCUACGACCAGCUCACCGCACUGCAGUGGGUCCGCGAGUACAUUGGCUACUUCGGCGGCAACGGCUCAGACGUGGUGGCCGUAGGCCAUGGUGCCGGCGCUGCGUCCAUCGGUCUGCUCUUGUUCAGCCGCAACACAUCGGCCAAGCCACCUGCGGCGCCCAUCUUCGACCGCGUCAUACUCAUGAGCAACGGUCCAUUUGGCCGGUACCCCGACAGCACCACUUAUUGCCGGGAACUGCUGCUAGAAGAGGCGUCGCGACAUGUGACGUGCGGUAACGUCAGUUCUCCGCUGAUGUGCCUUCAGAACGUAGAGAAUGCGUUGGAGUUUGGCCGGCCCGUCCGCCCCCAGUUCUUCCCGACUUUCGGCCAGCUGCUGCCUGACUUGCCGAUCAAGAUGGCUAGUACAGUGAAGGUGCGCUAUAUGGGUGACGCAUAAGACCAAAGGCGUUAUGCUGAAAAGAAAAAAAAAGACAGCUCCAUCAUGUUGUGUCUGCGCGAAUAAAACGUAGUUCGUUACCGCUUUACACCGCAGCUUUUAGUGGCACUACAAGCGCUCGAAAACGUCGUAUGCUUAUUUCCUUCGUUGUUCUAGAAAAUGUUGAUCAUUCCCGUUAUUUUCUUGUCAUGAGGGAAUGCGGGCGAGUAAAUAUAUGUGUGCAGGUAAAGGACAUAGUAUGAGGACUGAUGCUAGACGCUUGCUGCAUCGUCAAAAGUUGCCGUAGGACUCAAUUCCAUCGCAAUAUGUUAAUUGGCCCAAGAUGGAGAAAGCUUUA